Orussus abietinus is the source of this 1620-nucleotide messenger RNA. RefSeq names its product dnaJ homolog subfamily C member 22 (gene wus). The transcript has 5 exons. Gene Ontology annotation, biological process: endocytosis. NCBI's taxonomy places the organism in Eukaryota, Metazoa, Arthropoda, Insecta, Hymenoptera, Orussidae. The record is from RefSeq and is a predicted model, not a curated record. The coding region runs from base 301 to 1527 and encodes 408 amino acids. Gene Ontology annotation, cellular component: plasma membrane; early endosome.
ACAAGGUACCGUUAUUCCCUCGGAUCGUUGAACCGCUCCUCCCGAGACGCCACGGUAGUAUAGCCACGUACACCUCGCAGCACCUACCUCUAAAAGCGGCGAUAAAUCUAAACGCGCUAUUCUUAGAAAAAGAAUUAAAUAAUUGCGUUUCUUUUAGAAGAGGGAAGGACGCUGCUGUGGAGUGGACCGCGGGAGGACGUCGGCGGGAUGCUCGGUUAUCGAGGCACGGAUUUAAAGGGAAAUCGACAUCGACUGAGGAAGGAAUUUUAAUACACAGCGGAGGACUUGUAUCAAUGUGAAAUGCAAUCGGGGUCGUGGCUGUCGUGGUGUCUCCCCCUGGACAGUGUCUCAUUUUUCCAGUGGAAUUGCCCGCAGUCGAAGAGCCGCGCCAUGCCUGAGACGGAAAAAUUCAUAUCGAAGGAUCGGGAGAAGGCGAAAACGAGGAACGAAGGUCCUGCCCGGAAGAGGAAGUCCGUUUUCGUGGCAUAUGUAUUUUGGCUCUUUGGGGGAGUAUUUGGAGCCCAUCACGUUUAUCUGGAAAGGGACGAUCACGCAUUCGUGUGGUUCUGCACUUUAGGCGGGUAUUUCGGGAUCGGAUGGCUCAGGGACCUCUUCAAGAUCCCAGGAUACGUGGCGGAUGCUAACGAGGAUCCCGAGUACCGCGAGUGGCUCAAGACACGAGUCAGGGCGAAUAGAAAGCCUCCCUUCUCAGUGGUGCGCUUCUUGGGAGCUCUGGUGGUCUCCUACGUCUGGGGUCAGCUGGUGUACAUAGCCAUUCCCGAGGACGAGGUCCAUGGAAUUAACUUCCGGCCCCUCAUCAUCUUCAUUCCUGCCGCAGUUGCUUUAGGCACAUGGGUAGUAGGGAAUAUCGGCAGAGAGCAGGGCUCGAUCUGGCUCCCACUUUUGACGGCGUACUGCUGUUAUCCCACCUUGUAUUAUAUCGGGGACGACAGUACCUGGAUGGGACUGAUGGUGACGACGACCGCCUUCGUCUUCGACAGCUUCUCCAAGGAGUGGAGGCUGAGGCCUCGAAAAAAGAGGAGCCUCCCUCGGAGGCUGGCGAUCCUCCUCCUGGCCUCGGUAAUUUACCUCUCUCUCUGGGGUAGCUAUUUUUACUUCAACGCCACCAUCACCGACAGCGAGGGAGAGGAGAUCAAGAUCUCGGAGGCCGUUAAGCACUUCCUCACCUCGCCGAUUUGGUUGGACCUCAAGACGAACCUGGAGGAGGCCUGGCGACAGGUCAGGCAUCAAGGAUUCUGGGCGACCUGGGCGCAGCUGGUCGACUUGACGGAUCCACGAGGGGAGAUAAACGCCUACAGGGUGUUGGAGCUGUCGCAGACGUCGUCGCAGAGCGAGAUCACGGCGAAGUGGAGGGCCCUCUCGAGGGAGCACCACCCGGACAAGGUAAAGGGCUCCGAGGAGGAGAAGAGGAGGGCCCAGGAGAAGUUCAUGGAGAUUCAGCAGGCGUACGAGAUCUUAUCGAGCGCGAGGAACCGCAGACAGCGGCGAAACCGCAGGACGGAGUGAUCUUCAGGGACCGACGCUACCUACGGAUUACCCCUUUCCGUGUUUCCCCUACAUCGUUGACGAUAUUUAUAUAUAAUAACAUAGUCUUUAUUA